Messenger RNA from Arctia plantaginis, 837 nucleotides. The record is from the annotation of a GenBank genome assembly. Lineage: Eukaryota; Metazoa; Arthropoda; Insecta; Lepidoptera; Erebidae.
AUGGACGCGCCCGGCGGAGCGCGGGAGCCCCGCUUUGGGUCGCCGUACGGUAUGGGACUACUCGGCGAUAUGCAGGACAUGUACAGCGCAGGCCGGCCGCCAAGUGCACUCGGUGGCGGCGGGCUACGGCCUGGCAUGCAGCCUUGUCCGAUGCCGCGCACUGGUGUCAAGAGGACCUCGGACCAGUGCUACGACGAGCGACCCUCACAAAGCGUUGGCCUCGACCACUGCCCCAUCUCCGACAUAGCGGACGAUGGCUAUGCAUCUCUCCAGCCCAAGAAAUCGCCACCUUCUAAUGGCAAAAAGACUAAGGGUCGUGUCAAGAUCAAAAUGGAAUACAUUGACAACAAACUGCGACGGUACACGACAUUCUCCAAACGGAAGACUGGUAUUAUGAAGAAGGCAUACGAGUUGUCGACCCUGACGGGGACACAAGUGAUGUUGCUAGUCGCGUCAGAAACGGGUCACGUAUAUACCUUCGCUACGAGAAAACUGCAGCCAAUGAUAACGUCAGAUUCCGGCAAGCGGCUCAUCCAGACCUGCCUCAACUCACCAGACCCGCCGACUACCAGCGAGCAACGCAUGGCGGCGACCGGCUACGAGGAAACAGAGCUCACGUAUAACGUAGUAGACGAGGAUAUGAAGGUGAGGCAAUUGGCGUACGCGGGUACCGCGCAGUACCCAAUGGACCAUCACCCCGGUCUGGCUCCAUCGCCGCUGCAGCAGUACCACCAGCACCCGCCGUGCCCCUCGCCCCUCCCUCUCGGCUCUUUGGGUCAACCUUACUCCCACGCUCACCUUUCUCAUCCCCACAUGUCCCAUCACCCACAACGGUAG